UCACAGAUUCACAAAUCGCUGUUCGCUGCGUCAAGAUUCGAGAGUGUCACUCUCAUCUGCGUAGCCCUCUUAUGAUUGAGAUCGAACGGUCGUCAUAAAAGCAGGCCCAAGUGCCCAACACGAGACGAGACCCCAAAGACGGCACUUCCGACAGCCGGCUUAAGGCAACGAUUUCUCAGCUAACUGCUCUCGUCUUUCAAGUUUCAACUUAAAACAAAAGUUAAAACUUAGAAAGCCUGUCCUCUCACUCUACAGCUACCUUCAACUCUUCUCUCUUCCUCCCUCCCAGCCACUCGCUUUUUUAAAAUUACCUACCCCUCGUCUGUAUAUUUACCUCCAGAUCACGCGCGAAUCUAGGCUCCUUGUCUUCUUCGUUGUUGUGUAGAUCGGAUCUGGUAUUCGAACGAGUCGGGUUUUCACAAUUCAAAAGUGAAAUGCACUUUUCUUGCUACUUUUGUUGAUUCGGGUUAGCAUCAAUGGUGAUUUUCGGUCCCGUUACUCCUGGCCAGGUGUCUUUUUUUCUUGGAAUCAUCCCGAUUAUUACAGCAUGGAUAUAUUCUGAGUUUUUGGAGUACAAUAAGAAUUCAUCAUCCAAAGUUAGGCAAUCUGAUAUUGGUUUGGUUGAAUUGGGAAAUGAGGCUUUAAAAGAGGAUGACAGGGCUGUAUUACUAGAGGGGGGAGGUCUUCAGUCUGCCUCUCCCAGAGGUCGAAGUUCAACUGCCUCAGCUCCCAUUUUCAGGUUUCUUCUGAUGGAUGAGUCCUUUUUGAUUGAAAACCGCUCGACUCUAAGAGCUAUAUCUGAAUUUGGUGCUCUCAUGGCAUAUUUUUACUUAUGCGAUCGGACGGAUUUCUUUAGCUCAUCAACUAAGAGUUACAAUCGAGAUCUUUUCUUAUUUCUCUACUUCCUUCUCAUAAUAGUGUCAGCAAUAACAUCUUUCAAGAUCCAUCAUGAUAAAUCACCAUUCUCAGGCAAAUCCAUACUUUAUUUGAAUAGGCAUCAAACUGAGGAGUGGAGAGGCUGGAUGCAGGUGUUAUUUUUGAUGUACCACUAUUUUGCUGCCAAAGAAAUCUAUAAUGCAAUUAGAGUUUUUAUUGCGGCAUAUGUUUGGAUGACUGGAUUCGGGAACUUCUCAUAUUAUUAUAUUCGCAAAGAUUUUAGUUUUGUGAGAUUUGCACAGAUGAUGUGGCGGCUUAAUUUCUUGGUUUUCUUUUGCUGCGUCAUCCUCAACAACAGCUACAUGCUGUAUUACAUUUGUCCUAUGCACACACUUUUUACCCUCAUGAUUUACGGGUUUCUUGCGAUUCUGAACAAGUAUAAUGAGAUUGGAUUGGUCAUAGCUGCAAAAAUCAUUGCCUGCUUCUUGGUAGUCAUCCUAUUAUGGGAAACACCUGGAGUGUUCGAAAUCGUUUGGAGCCCGUUUAGUUUCCUUCUUGGCUACACUGAUCCGGAUCCUUCAAAACCGAAAUUCUCCCGCUUGCAUGAGUGGCAUUUCCGCUCGGGCCUUGAUCGUUACAUAUGGAUCAUUGGAAUGGUCUAUGCAUACUAUCAUCCAACCGUUGAAAGAUGGAUGGAGAAAGUUGAGGAGAUGGAUUUGAAGAGCAGGAUUUCAUUGAAAACAGCUGUGGUCUUGAUAUCCCUUGCGAUGGGAUAUCUUUGGUUUGAGUACAUAUACAAGCUGGACCGGGUUACCUACAAUAAAUAUCAUCCGUAUACCUCAUGGAUUCCAAUAACUGUAUACAUAUGUUUGCGGAAUGUCACCCAAUAUUUCCGUAGCUAUUCUUUGACCCUCUUUGCAUGGCUUGGAAAGAUUACACUCGAGACAUACAUAUCACAGAUCCAUAUCUGGUUAAGAUCUGCUGUUCCAGAUGGUCAACCUAAAUUAUUGCUUUCUCUCUUCCCAAACUACCCAUUGUUGAACUUUUUGCUCACUACUUCAAUAUACAUCGCGAUCUCUUACAGGCUAUUCGAUUUGACUAAUACUUUGAAGAUUGCAUUUGUACCCAAUAAGGACAAAGACCAUAUAAUAUACAACAUGAUUACAGGAGCGGCCAUUGCAACUGCUUUAUAUGUUCUGUCCUUUGCAUUCUUAAAAGUGCCUCAGAUGCUGGGGUGAUGGUGAAAACAUGAUCUCGAAGAGCACAGAAAGCUUUUCUACCCGGAAUGAAAGAGGAAUAUGGUGCUUGAGAGCAGUUGCAAUGGCUGGCUGCUUGGGCUCUGAUAAUGGUAAUGGAAGAGCGACUAUGUAUGGAUUUUGAGUAUGGAUGCUUAAUGUUUAGGAUUAGGUCGGCAAAGGCCGAAUGGUAUGCUUUAACCUCAUAUUACGCUCAUAAAUGUACCAAAACGUUCGGGCUUACUUAAUUUUGGAAUCGGCCGAUUGGGCCAAUAUUUGUUACUCA
Messenger RNA from Tripterygium wilfordii, 2397 nucleotides. RefSeq names its product protein REDUCED WALL ACETYLATION 2. Gene Ontology annotation, molecular function: acetyltransferase activity. Bases 477 to 2114 code for a protein of 545 amino acids. The record is from RefSeq and is a predicted model, not a curated record. Lineage: Eukaryota; Viridiplantae; Streptophyta; Magnoliopsida; Celastrales; Celastraceae. The transcript is spliced from 16 exons. Gene Ontology annotation, cellular component: Golgi apparatus. Gene Ontology annotation, biological process: xylan biosynthetic process; plant-type secondary cell wall biogenesis; xyloglucan metabolic process.